UCAACUGCAAGUGGUAUCAGAAAAGUCGCAAGUUCUAACUAAAAUGGGGCUUCUGAACUUGGGCUUAAUCAUAUCAAGGUCAGUUUUCGAUGGUUCCAUCUAUGUUAUAAUUGUAUGUUGCAUAAUCUUGUUGCAUUCAGGCUUUUCUGUCACCAUGGCAACUUCUAGACUCGGAGGGAAUGAAACAGACAGACUUGCAUUACUUGCAUUCAAGGCCGAAAUAACCAAUGAUCCCCUCCGGGCAUUGAGCUCAUGGAACGAAUCAGUUGACUUCUGCCAGUGGCACGGCGUUACAUGCAGUCGCCGACACCAGAGGGUAACCGUAUUGGACUUGCAGUCGCUUAAGCUAGUGGGAUCUAUUUCUCCACACAUAGGAAAUUUGAGCUUUCUUAAUACACUACGGCUGGUGAACAAUAGCUUCAACCAUGUCAUCCCUCCAGAACUCGGCCGUUUGAAAAGACUGCAGUACUUGCAGGUGCACAAUAAUUCAAUUGAAGGUGAGAUUCCCGCCAAUAUAUCUGGUUGCUCUGCCCUCAUUUCCUUUCAAGUUGAACACAAUAGUUUGGUAGGUAAAAUUCCUGCAGAGCUUGGCUAUUUGUCAAAACUUAAAGGAAUUUACGUUAAUAAUAACAAUCUGACAGGAAGUAUCCCUCCUCCUUUGGGGAAUUUAUCGUUUCUUCAGUAUUUUUAUGCAACCCGAAAUAGUUUAGUUGGGAGCAUUCCAGAUGCUAUAUGCAGAUUGCCAAACAUUACUGCUAUGGUAAUGGGUGGAAAUAUGUUGUCUGGUGAGAUCCCUCCUCCACUUUUCAAUCACUCUUCCCUCGUUGCUAUUGACGUGACAAACAACCAAAUUCAGGGGAGUCUUCCCUCGAGCUUUGGCAACACACUUCCAAAUCUUGAAUUCAUUGGCAUCGCCAUUAACCAAUUCAUUGGUUCCAUUCCUGUUUCAAUUUCAAAUGCAACAAAUCUAGUGUCCAUUAUAACCGCUGUAAACAAGCUCACGGGAAAAGUUCACACUCUGGAAAAGCUGUGCAAACUUCGGCAGCUUUUAAUUUCCCACAAUAAUCUUGGAAGUAGGGAAGCCGGUGACUUGAACUUUCUAGCCUCUUUGACAAAUGCCACUAGUUUAGAGAAAUUGGAACUGCAACAAAACAAUUUUGGAGGGAAGUUGCCUGAAUCCAUCGGCAACCUCUCAGCUAAGGUUGUUGUCAUGGCUUUAGCAAACAAUCAUUUAUCAGGAGACAUUCCAAUAGGGAUAUUGAAUCUUGUUAAUUUGGAGUCCUUGUAUAUGGAAGCCAAUCAAUUUACAGGUAACAUUCCACACGACAUUGGUAGGCUACAAAAGCUACAAAUACUGGGGUUUCUAAAAAACAAGUUGUCUGGAAAUAUCCCAUCUUCUAUUGGAAAUUUAACUUUUUUAACCCAAUUUUCGUUGAGGGAAAACCUCCUCAAUGGCAACAUCCCUCCUAGUCUUGGAAAAUGCAAAAAAUUGCUACUAUUGGAUCUUAGUCAAAACAACCUCAGUGGUACAAUACCACAACAGAUUUUUGGUCUCUCAUCACUAUCAAUGGCUCUAGACCUUUCUGGAAACCAUUUGACUGGCUCUCUUUCCAUGGAAGUUGGAAAUUUGAUAAAUCUAGGCUUUUUGGAUGUUUCUCACAAUGAGUUAUUCGGACAAGUUCCUGACUCUCUUGGUAGCUGUGUAACACUGGAAAUCCUACUUUUGCAUGGAAACCUUUUUAAUGGGACCAUUCCCUCAUCUUUGAGAUCUUUGCGAGGUAUUUCCAGUUUAGAUCUAUCUCAAAACAACUUCUCUGGUAAAAUUCCAGAAUAUUUGGAGGGGUUUAAGGGUUUGCAGUAUUUGAAUCUAUCUUUCAAUGAUUUGGAAGGCACGGUACCACGAGAAGGCAUUUUUAAGAAUGCAAGUGCAAUUUCAGUCACAGGAAAUAGCAAGCUCUGCGGUGGUAUACCUGAACUUAAGCUACCUCUAUGCAACUCCAAAGGGUCUGGAAAAAAGAGAUCAGUUGUAUCCUCAAAAUUAGUAAUUAUUAUAUCUUGCGGGAUUGUGGGACUAAUGUUGCUGUUAUUUGUUCUAUAUUUUUUCUGGUUUAGAAGGACAAAAAAAGUUCCUUCUUCUGAUUCACAAUCAAAUUCACUGUUACAAGUGUCUUACCAAAGUCUCCUUAAAGCUACUGAUGGGUUCUCUAUAGCCAAUUUGAUUGGCAUGGGUAGUUUUGGGUCCGUUUAUAAGGGAAUUCUUGAUCAUGAUGGAUCCAUUAUUGCCGUGAAGGUACUUAACCUUGCACACCGUGGGGCUUCUAAGAGUUUCUUAGCAGAGUGUGAGGCAUUGAGAAACAUCAGACAUCGAAAUCUUCUGAAAGUACUAACUGCUUGUUCAAGUGUCGAUCAUCAAGGUAAUGACUUCAAGGCCUUGGUUUAUGAGUUCAUGGAAAAUGGUAGUCUAGAGGAGUGGUUGCACCCAAAUUCAAGUGAAGAUUUCACUGAUGAAGUGCCGAAGAAGUUGAACUUUCUUCAGAGAUUGAAUACUGCCAUUAAUGUGGCUUACGCACUAGAUUAUCUUCAUCAUCAAUGUCAAAUACCAAUAGUUCACUGUGAUCUCAAGCCAAGCAAUGUUCUUUUGGACAAUGAAAUGACUGCACAUGUUGGUGACUUUGGGUUAGCAAGAUUCCUCCGUACAGCAACUGGUGAUACUACUAAUCAUACAAGUUCUAUUGGAGUAAGGGGAUCUAUUGGUUAUACUGCUCCAGAGUAUGGUAUAGGAAGUGAGGUGUCUACAAGUGGUGAUGUAUAUAGCUUUGGCAUCCUUCUCCUGGAAAUGUUCAUUGGGAAGAGACCCACCGAUGACAUGUUUAGAGAUGGUUUAAACAUUCAUAACUUUACCAAAGCCGCUUUGCCUGAGAAAGUAGAAGAGAUAAUGGAUCCCAUACUUCUCCAAGAAAAUGCAAACGACGAGCUCACAAGUGCAAAUGGUACCAAUAAUCACAGCAGCAUAAAAAGCCAUAAAGUUCAAGGUUGCUUGGUUUCAAUAUUUGAACUCGGAGUAGCUUGUUCUGCAGAAUUGGCCAGUGAAAGAAUGACCAUUACUGAUGUAGCAGUUGAGUUACAUACAGUGAGGGACAUUUUUUGUAGGACAGGAAUACAUAAAGCACCACAGACUAUGACUACACCCCAAUCAACAGGAGAUUGAUGAUUCUUCGUGUGGAGGGCAUUGGAUUCACAAGUUAUUCAUAUGAUAUUAUGGAAUUAUCUUCUUCUUCUUCUUCUCCAUAUUAUUAUUAUUAUUAUUAUUAUUAUUAUUAUUAUUUUUUUUUUUAUUAUUUUUUAUUUUUUUUUUGUAGAAAUUCUUCUGAACACAUAAGAAGAUCAUUUUCAUUUUCUUCAUUUUCAUGUAUCAAUCUGUUUUAGGUCCCAAUGUGUGGUUUUUCAUGGAUAAUUAAAGAUGGACGACUUCCUUGUUUCAUUUC
Messenger RNA from Cornus florida, 3485 nucleotides. RefSeq names its product probable LRR receptor-like serine/threonine-protein kinase At3g47570. Gene Ontology annotation, molecular function: ATP binding; protein kinase activity; protein binding. Lineage: Eukaryota; Viridiplantae; Streptophyta; Magnoliopsida; Cornales; Cornaceae. Gene Ontology annotation, biological process: protein phosphorylation. The transcript has 3 exons. The record is from RefSeq and is a predicted model, not a curated record. The coding region runs from base 44 to 3208 and encodes 1054 amino acids.